UGAGUUUCAACCUCGAGUGGCUCUAAUCAAGCGCCUGGAUUUCCAUAUUGUUCUUGACAUUGCCCUACAUUUCCUCAAUGAUUUAUCUCUUCUGGUCAAAUCAAGCAAGAUCUUUUGGUUUCCCUGAGGAAUUUUCAGACUCUAUAUGACCAAAGAGCCAAAAUCGCCUGUGAUUGGAUCGUCACCACAGCGAUCAAAGCCAUGUCAAUCGCUCUCAAGCUCUUUCCUGUGCCUUCACUCUCCAAAACCCAUCUCCGGCUCUCUCCGUCAAUCCCCAGACAGCGAGUUUUUCCCUCCUCUUUCUCGCCGGGAAGCCGGAAUUUCGCCAGAAUCCGAUGUGCCCACGAGAAACCCGAUCACUUUCCCGCCACUGUGGCGAAACCCAGAUGGGAGGAGGCUCUGUCUGCGGCGGCGAGCUUGUACCCCGUUUACGUCACCGUCGGUGGAAUUGUGGCAUGCGUCAAACCCUCGACUUUCUCUUGGUUUGUCGCGAGAGCGCCUGUGUCUUACAGUUUAGCUCUAGGGUUUAUCAUGUUGGCGAUGGGAGUGACGCUUGAGCUCAAGGACUUGUUUGAUCUGUUCAGACAAAGGCCUCUCUCUAUACUGUUCGGAUGUGUUGCUCAGUACACUAUAAUGCCUGCUCUUGGAUUGCUUAUCAGUAAGAUCUUGGGACUUCCUCCGGCGCUUUCAGUUGGUUUGAUACUGCUCGGGUGUUGUCCCGGUGGUACAGCCUCCAAUGUGGUGACGUUGAUUGCUAACGGAGAUGUUCCACUUUCCAUUGUGAUGACCGUCUGCACGACCCUUGGAGCCGUAGUUCUCACCCCUUUUCUGACCAAGAUUCUCGCUGGAUCUUAUGUUCCCGUGGAUGCUGUUAAACUCUCCAUCAGCACACUGCAGGUGGUCGUUGCUCCGGUUUUGCUCGGUUCUUGUAUACAGAGUUCAUUUCCGGCAUCAGUGAGAAUCGCAACACCAUUUGCACCCUUAUUUGCUGUUCUUGCAUCGUCCUUGCUUGCGUGCAGCGUGUUUUCGGAGAAUGUUGUGCGCCUUAAAUCAUCGGCUGUCGGGGCAUCCUUGACAUCAGAUCUUUCCCCGUUCCUUCGGAUUCAGUCGUUGUUUUCUGGAGAGUUGGGUCUCGUCGUACUAGCUGUCCUGCUGUUGCAUUCUGCUGGGUUCCUUGUCGGGUACGUAGCAGCAGCGGUCGCUGGCUUUCGAGAACCUCAGCGGCGCGCAGUGUCAAUCGAGGUGGGAAUGCAGAAUUCGUCGUUGGGGGUGGUUUUGGCGACGGCCCAUUUCUCAUCAGCGUUGGUGGCUUUACCGGCGGCGAUGUCGGCGGUGAUAAUGAAUGUGAUGGGAAGCAGCUUGGCUUUCUUCUGGAGGCGGAUGGGCCCUUGUUCUUCACGUAGAUAGGGCGCUGAAAACAGUGAAGGAUUAUGCUUUUGCUUCCAUCUAUUGCGAGUGCUACUUGUAAAUUUGUAGUUACUUU
This is a messenger RNA of Tarenaya hassleriana, 1483 nucleotides long. RefSeq names its product probable sodium/metabolite cotransporter BASS2, chloroplastic. NCBI's taxonomy places the organism in Eukaryota, Viridiplantae, Streptophyta, Magnoliopsida, Brassicales, Cleomaceae. Gene Ontology annotation, cellular component: membrane. Bases 202 to 1407 code for a protein of 401 amino acids. The transcript has 7 exons. The record is from RefSeq and is a predicted model, not a curated record.